Dendronephthya gigantea is the source of this 2069-nucleotide messenger RNA. RefSeq lists its product as uncharacterized. The coding region runs from base 248 to 1783 and encodes 511 amino acids. Gene Ontology annotation, cellular component: plasma membrane. The record is from RefSeq and is a predicted model, not a curated record. Gene Ontology annotation, molecular function: ephrin receptor binding. Lineage: Eukaryota; Metazoa; Cnidaria; Anthozoa; Malacalcyonacea; Nephtheidae. Gene Ontology annotation, biological process: ephrin receptor signaling pathway; axon guidance. The transcript is spliced from 8 exons.
CGAAGUAUUCCAUGGACGAAGUGACUGUUACAGUUUCCGUCAAUCGAUUCAUCUGAUAGAACGACAAGUACCACGACUGUUAGCAGUCUGGAAUUCCCCUCAGGGAUCGAUUGUAUUUUGGUUGUUUUUUUACAACCCACGAUCCACGAAGUAUAAAUGCCGUGAUCGCCGCCACGUGUUUGCUCCCUCCUCCGCAGUUCCUCACAGUUGGAGUUCCACGACUCUUGUAAGCAGCUUUCUUGUCAACAUGCACGAUCCUCGGAACACGACGCACGACAAACGAGCUUUGCUAGCCAGAGACCGUGACCCGUGGCGAACCCUCGUCAGUCUCGCCGUUGUUAUACAAAAUAUAUUUUGGACGGAAGAUCUCGCGUAUCGGGUCUCUUGCCUUGCUGUAGAACGUAAACACGCAUAUAAUCUACAGCCCACAGUAAACAUGAAAGCUACAGCUGUACUGCUAUUACUGCUGUCACCAAUUUGUUUUGCUGGCCAGUUGUACUAUCCACCAUUGUAUUGGCACAAGGACGACUGUCGAUUUCAAAGUUUACAACGGAGCACAGAAAACAAUGCGACUAAAGAAGUCUUCAUGAAAGUGAUAUACAGUAAUGAUGGUUACGGAAUGCCUUACGGUUUGACGAUUGUUUGUCCGACCACCUUUAUGAAUAACUGGAUGGAAGACAAUCCUGAUAGUUUUAGUUUCUACGAAAAUAUGUGGCAAGUCGAUAAAGAAGGUUACGAUAAAUGCCAGGUGAAUACGAAAGGCAAGCCAGUGGAGAACAGGCUAUUAUUGACGUGUGAUAACAAAGAGAAGAUAAAAAAACAUAGUUUCUUAUUUAUGGAAACCUGGGUUCCAGAAGAUCAAGCCUUUCCAAAGUUUGAGAAAGGGAAACACUAUUAUUUCAUUUCGACAAGCAAUGGGGAGGAGCCAGUUCUCAAAACCCGUAAAGUCAGUGGGAAAGAUGGAAGCUGCGAGAAAUAUCAUAUGAAAUUACACAUCUAUGUUUGUGACCUGAAAAAGGAGGACUGUGUUUAUGAGUUCCCAAAGUGUGGGCCGCCACCUGAACUUUAUAGGGAUAUGCAUUUGAUUGGCGGGAAGCUGCCUGCAGUGACGCAGCCACCGCCUAUAAAAACAGUUAGGAACACACCUCAAACAACUGAGAAAAUAGUUGUCAAGCAUAAAGUCAAGGAUAACCCCACAACGCUAGGGGAUGCUGUAAAAAAGCCGAUUUGCGAUGUGGAAGAGAAAGGAACAUCUAUUCAUCUCAUCCUAAACUUCGUGCUCGGUGGGGUUGCCUUAUUCAUGGCUGUCGUGAUUAUUAUUUUGGUCUGCGGAUUAUCGGAUAAAAGCAAGAAAUUUGAGACGGAUCGCCCAACUUCUGCGAUGUCGAACAACCAUGGAGGUCAUAUAGUGAACGCAGAAAUUGUAAACGCCGAGAUGGUGAGGUACAGUGAUGGACAUGUAGAAUUAUCCCCCGUGGUGUUGAGCCGCACACCUCCUACAUCCCCAAGUAUGAUCAUACCACCCUAUCCAACAUUACAAAGGAUUCACUCUCAACGACAAAACGUUCCUUCCGAUAAUGCGCCUACAGACGACACUUCACCCGAACAAUUGAACAUGGAGCGAACCCCGCCUGAUCACUUCCCCCUGGAGACGCCGCCUAGCCGCUCCCCGGAAUCCCCGGGUCGGGCAUUCGAAUUUCCUGAACAGGCAAAGGCUGUCGACUCCGAAACGACCUCAGAAGAUCAGGAAGUUCCGAUUCUGGCCCGACAACCGCGGCUAUAGUGACAAACCCACAAAAUGACCACGAAGAAGCCACGUGAUGCGUCUUAAACAUUACGUGUUUUAUCUCUACGUGACCGGCGAUCCGCCAAGAUGUCACAUGUUUACAGCUGUCGGCUGAAAAUUACGUUGAAAACGUAUCUAGUUAUAGUGAAUCCCUGACUUCGUAUUUGCCGGAUGUCAUAUAAUGACUUCACACACUAUAGACAAACGAAAGAACACCAUUUACGUGUACUUGUAGGAUGCACUGUCAAACAAGAUAUAGCAAUUAUAUAUAAGGCAUUUAGCA